Messenger RNA from Triticum turgidum subsp. durum (durum wheat), 837 nucleotides. The record is from the annotation of a GenBank genome assembly. Lineage: Eukaryota; Viridiplantae; Streptophyta; Magnoliopsida; Poales; Poaceae.
AUGGGAGUGCAGCAGCAGCAGCAGGAAACGAAUGGGAAGGAGGCGGAGGAGGGCGGCGUCGGCAAGAGGAGGAAGGUCGCCACCGACGUCACCAUGGACCUCGACAUCCUCGACUGCCCCGUCUGCUUCCUCCCCCUGCGCCCUCCCAUCUUCCAGUGCACCUUGGGACAUGCCAUAUGUUCGUCUUGCCGUGACAAGCUGCAAGACAAGUGUUGCCUCUGCUCCCUUCCCACAGUCUACAAUCGCUGUCACAUGGUCGAAAAUGUUGUUGAAUCUAUCAAACUUGCUUGCUCCAACAGUAGUCACGGAUGCACAGCAAGGAUAACCUACUACCAGAAAGAAGACCACGAGAAAGGCUGUCAACAUGCGCCAUGUUUCUGCCCCGAAACUGGCUGCAGCUUCAGUGGACCAACCAAAGUGCUCCUGGAGCAUUUUUUAGGCGAGCACGAUUGGUGCUAUGGGGAAAAGGAUCUUAGGUACGGCAAAACGUACAGGAUUACGUUGCUGGGAGUCCAGGGACCAACUGUCUUGAUGGGUAAUGAUGGGCACCUCUUCCUGGUCAACAUGACAAUGGAGUCCCUUGGCGGUGUCAUCUCAGUUUGCUGUGUUGAGCCUCACAUUAGUGCAUCCAGGUUCAAGUGCAGGCUGGCAUUAUUGUGCGGUGAACAAAGCUACUCCCAGACUACGGAGUUCUUAACGACUAGCACUAAUCUGCGUGACGGGUUUCCUAAAGAUUGCUUCCCGUUGCUUGUGCCAAAGGUGUUUGCUUGGAGACACCGGUACAAACCCCACAGCCACGGUGUGUGUGACCCUCAAGCCACAGUAAGCACCAUGUGA